Populus trichocarpa (black cottonwood) is the source of this 1156-nucleotide messenger RNA. Its product is annotated as xyloglucan endotransglucosylase protein 7. The coding region runs from base 87 to 950 and encodes 287 amino acids. Lineage: Eukaryota; Viridiplantae; Streptophyta; Magnoliopsida; Malpighiales; Salicaceae. The record is from RefSeq and is a predicted model, not a curated record. Gene Ontology annotation, cellular component: cell wall; apoplast. Gene Ontology annotation, molecular function: hydrolase activity, hydrolyzing O-glycosyl compounds; xyloglucan:xyloglucosyl transferase activity. The transcript is spliced from 3 exons. Gene Ontology annotation, biological process: xyloglucan metabolic process; cell wall biogenesis.
GUCAUCAAAUUCACAAUCGCGCUUCUCUCUUCCAUCCAUACUCAGUUAGUCUACCCAUUGCAUAGCAAUAACAACAGCACAAGACAAUGAAAGCAGGGCUGCUAGUCUCUCUGAUAGUAAACUUUCUGGUGGUUGCUUCUGCCGGCAGCUUCUACAAUGAUUUUUAUUUCAACUGGGGACAUGACCACGGUAAGGUAUACGACAAUGGCAAUGGUCUGAGCCUCAUUCUUGACAAAAAUUCUGGAUCAGGGUUUCAAUCCAAGAAAGAGUAUUUAUUUGGUAAGAUUGAUAUCCAGCUCAAGCUUGUCCAUGGCAAUUCGGCCGGCACUGUCACUACAUUUUAUCUAUCCUCUCUAGGGCCAUACCACGAUGAGAUAGACUUCGAAUUCUUGGGAAAUACAAGUGGUCAGCCAUACACUCUUCACACUAACGUGUUCAGCCAAGGCAAAGGUAACAGAGAGCAGCAAUUCUAUCUUUGGUUUGACCCCACUGCUGAUUUCCACACGUAUUCUAUCCUUUGGAAUCCACAACGCAUAAUUUUUUCAGUUGAUGGCAUUGCAAUUAGAGAAUUCAAGAACUUAGAAUCCAUUGGCGUUCCAUUCCCUAAGAACCAACCAAUGAGGAUUUACUCCAGUCUUUGGGAAGCUGAUGACUGGGCAACAUGUGGUGGAAGAGUUAAGACAGAUUGGACAAAAGCACCCUUCGUUGCUUCGUUUAGGAACUUCAACGUCAAUGCCUGUGCUUGGUCUUACGGAGCAUCUUCUUGUAAAUCAAAAUCUGGCUUUGCUGACUCCAUCAGCAACUCAUGGAUCUGGGAAGAGCUCGAUGUCGGACGCGAAGGCCAGAUGAAAUGGGUGCGGGACAAUUACAUGACCUAUGACUAUUGCAAAGAUUCCAAGCGAUUCCCACACGGCCUCCCUCGUGAGUGCUAUGUCACCAACUUUCCCUGAACCAACCCCGAGAUAAAGAACUGAUUGAUGAUGAAAAAUGAAAUACAUAUCCUAAUUUUCACUUAUAUUGUUCAAUUAUUAAUUUUCAUCGGUUUUGACAAUUCUGUUUUCCAUGUUUAUUUGAGUAUUUCCUUGUUCCUAGUGAUCAAAACAUAUGAUCACAUAAUUUUUUUUUUAUAUAUAUAAAUAACAUUAUUACAGUUUGA